This is a messenger RNA of Bombus impatiens (common eastern bumble bee), 605 nucleotides long. RefSeq lists its product as uncharacterized. Lineage: Eukaryota; Metazoa; Arthropoda; Insecta; Hymenoptera; Apidae. The transcript is spliced from 2 exons. The coding region runs from base 44 to 430 and encodes 128 amino acids. The record is from RefSeq and is a predicted model, not a curated record.
CGCAUCGAACCGCCGCUCAGAGAAAAGAAUUUGGCGCCCGUCGAUGAACUUUCCAAGCUUUUUCCUUUGUCUCGGAUUCAAAGUUCCCAUCGGGAAACUUUUUAUUUCGCCGAGCGAUAAAUCAACGGCGGUGCGCAUUUCGUGGAGGAAUUGCAGCGUGAAGAACAAAACGCGAAACCAAUGUUUCGGACGUGGAUUCUUCCAUUUGGAUUUUUCCCCUUUCCCCUGUAUAAUUUACGUGUUUGCCCGUUUGUCCAUUCCAGGCGGAAGAAAACAACGAGACCGGAACAAAUACGUGAUCGUCAAAAGACUCACGUUCACGGCAAUUCCAGCGAGCAGAUUAAUAUCUCCGAAUCAAUGUACCUCUGGUUUCUUCGACGUUUCGAUGCCGAUUACUUCGAGCAAUUACGAUACAAAUCUGCCGAUUUAACCAACUUGAUCGGGGGAAAAGGAGCAGAGCAGCGAUUCAGAGAUCGUCGAGUAGAAAACGAGUGGGAUCGAACGCGUUUAGAUAACAGACUGACGCUUCGUAUUUUCGAGCUAAAAUUAACCUCGCCGAGGGCAGUCGAGGGUGCGCGCACAAAGGGUGCGAAUUCUUCGGGACA